This is a messenger RNA of Lates calcarifer (barramundi perch), 1493 nucleotides long. RefSeq names its product cyclin-dependent kinase 2 interacting protein (gene cinp). The transcript has 5 exons. NCBI's taxonomy places the organism in Eukaryota, Metazoa, Chordata, Actinopteri, Centropomidae. The record is from RefSeq and is a predicted model, not a curated record. Bases 151 to 810 code for a protein of 219 amino acids.
CCACUGUCCUAAAAAAACAGAGAAGAAGAAGUGGUCGAUGAGCAGGAGGCGCCAACGCGCUGCAGAACAGGAGAAGCACCAACGAAGAAGAAGAAGAAUCAGGAAGAGAAAGUCGAUCAUCAGCGUGCGUGGACGGGAUUUAUUGAUCAGAUGGAAGGUGAGUCUGGUGACAUCACGGUGGCCUCAGGAAACAGGAAGUGCUCUGCUGUCACGGGAAGUGCCCGAAAAAUCAAAGAUAACGCUGCUGACUGGCACAACCUGAUGUUGAAAUGGGAAAAACUCAAUGAGGACGGAUUCAACAUCGCAGCAAACAUCGUUAACAUAAGACUUUCUCAGAGAAAUCAACAAGAGCCGGUGGACGAGUCUUCAUCACCUCCAUCAUCUUACUCACCUUCCUCACCUCCGUCAGAUGCAGCAGGUGGAGCUGCAGAGCUGCGGGACGAAUGCUGCAAACUUCAGGACAUCAUCGACAAAAUGGUCGUUGUGGUGACGAAGAUGGAGCGUCUGAUGACAUCACAGCAAGGCAUUCAGGAUCUGGAGGAAUUUCAGUUUGGACCUGAAGGAAGAAAGUUUCCUCUGUUUCAUACCUGGAACACCAAUCAGUUUGAGUUGUCGUCUGGCGUCCUGUGGGAAGCCUUCAGUCAGGAGCUGAAGUUGAAGCAGACAGUCCUGCAGGAACUCGCCCACACCUCCACCUCUGACCUCUGCAUGGUCUAUCUGUCCUGCUGGCUGCACCAGCCCUUCAUCCCCAACCAAACCAGACUGACACUGGAGGCUUUGCUGCUGGAGACCGGACACCGCCCGCUGUGAUGUCAUCUGUCCUUUAGAGUCAUGUGAUCAAUGUCAGGGUCAUCCUUUAGAAUCCAGGUGUUAGCCUAGCUGAGCACAGGGAGAGGGCAUUAAUGACUCACAUCUCUCGUUUAUCAAACAGGUGCAGCAUCAGAAACAGGUAAACUCAGGUGAGUUCACCUGCAGCCUGGACUUUUUCUUGUCCACCAGACAUAUCUUUUCUGUCCAAGCAGCUCAAGGCCACAGAAUAACUGAAUGUUGAUAAAUAUUUAUUUAGUGGACAUGAAAUAAAAAUUCAAUUUGUCACUGACUGUAAAAGCAGUACAACUAGUUUUACUGCAGUGUUUUUCACUGCUCAGAAAAUACCUCUGAAUUUAUUUUUGACAUAUUUACAGCAAUCAACAAAAGCUUCUGCAAAGUCACCCAGAAUUAAUUAUUAAAAUUAUUAAUCCUAUCCUGCUGUAACACGUCAGUCAUGAGGGGUAACAAACAAACUGUUAAGGAACAGAGCUGGAGGACGUUCAGACAUUUCACCUGUGAUUUCUGACGAUGUUCAAACCUCCAUGGUAUGAAAUCAUUCAACACAGAGGUGAUAUGAGUUUGUCACAUCAGUUUAUUGGAGGAACAUGAAAUGUAUUUAAUGCAUUCAGCACUCGAACAAUCAACAUGACAAAUCAAUAAAGUUUGAUUUCCUCCAAACUGUU